This is a messenger RNA of Anoplophora glabripennis (Asian longhorned beetle), 915 nucleotides long. RefSeq names its product trichohyalin-like. The record is from RefSeq and is a predicted model, not a curated record. Bases 1 to 915 code for a protein of 304 amino acids. The transcript has a single exon. Lineage: Eukaryota; Metazoa; Arthropoda; Insecta; Coleoptera; Cerambycidae.
AUGGGGGGAAGUAGCGAAAUUUCGAGUAGUGAGGAAAAUUAUAAGACUUCGGAAAUGAUGUCCACGGACGAGGCGGGAAGAGGUGUAAAGGAGUUGACGGUGAAGUUGGGGAAGAGAGGAGGAAAUGAUAGAAAGGAAAGAGAAGAAGAACAGGACGAAUCCUCAGAGGAGCCGCCGGUAAGGAUCAGAAGGAAAAGCACAAAGACGACAGAGGAAGAGGAACUAGUGAGAAAGAUUGUGGAGGAUGAAAGAGCAAGAGAGGAAGCAGGAAUAAGGAGGAGAAUCGAGAAGGAGGAGACAACUAGGAGGCAUAGUGAGAGGCAGAAAGAGAUGGAGAGGAAACUGGAGGAGCAGAAGCGAAAGGAACGAGAGGAAAUGAAGAAAGUAGAAGCCGAAAAGAAUAAAGCAGAAGAGGAUGGAAUCGAUUUCGUACAGAAGGAACUGACAAGGAUCAUGGAGGCAACAGGGAAGGAGCACGCAGGAAAGUUGGCUUUCACGAGGGCCGAUCAGAUGAUGGUCAGGGAGGCGGUGGUCAACAUUCAAGGACAGAUGAUAGGAAUGUUAAAGAGGCAGCUAGAAUUGGAAAGGAGAAUGAGUGAAAAGAAGGAAGAAGCUGGCGGAAAGAGAGCAAAGGAAAGGUAUGAAAGAGGCAUGAAUGAGAGUAGAAAAGUAAAGUCUAGGAGGGUAAUGACGGAAGAAAGCGACAGCAAGGAAUGGAAGGAAAGGCAGGUAAGGAGGCGACGUAGGACCUAUGCUGAGGCCAGUAAGGGAAUGACAAAGGAAAGGAUUGAGGGAAGGGUAGUAGUAGUAGGUGAGGAAGGGUGGAAAACACCGCCCCCGAAGAAGGCUGCGGAGACGGCUCUGAUCGUGUCUAGUAAGGAAGAAAGAAUGCUAGGAAGCUUGCGGAGGCCCUAG